AUGGGGUUUUCUGAGCAAUAUGUGUUCAGAAGCAGUUUGCCUUUGCCGUCUUCUAAAGCUGAGAGAAACUUGAGUUUCGAAGGGAGAUGGAGAGGGAAAGAAUGCAGGCUGAACAGAGGGAGAAAGAAAGAAUGGCUGAGAUGGAAAGAGAAAAGAUACAAAGAGAGGUUGAGAGAGAAAGAAUGCAGGCUGAACAGAGGGAGAAAGAAAGAAUGGCUGGGUGACCUCCUGGGCGGGCUGGAGACCAGGACCGGCGUGCAGCGCUAUUACCUGGCCACAGGCGUGGUGGCCUUCCUGGGCCUCUACCUGAUGUUCGGCUAUGGGGCCUCCCUCCUCUGCAACCUCAUUGACUUUGUCUACCCCACCUAUGCCUCCAUCAAGGCCAUUGAGAGCUCAGCCAAGGAGGACGACACGACGUGGCUGACCUACUGGGUGGUCUAUGGGCUCUUCAAUGUUGCCGAGUUCUUCUCCGACACUUUCGGAGAUUAA
This is a messenger RNA of Anolis sagrei ordinatus, 489 nucleotides long. The record is from RefSeq and is a predicted model, not a curated record. NCBI's taxonomy places the organism in Eukaryota, Metazoa, Chordata, Lepidosauria, Squamata, Anolidae.